Molecule: messenger RNA, 1212 nt
Organism: Aspergillus nomiae NRRL 13137
Lineage: Eukaryota; Fungi; Ascomycota; Eurotiomycetes; Eurotiales; Aspergillaceae
Product: folylpolyglutamate synthase
Exons: 5
Coding region: 1-1212 (403 amino acids)
Biological process (GO): tetrahydrofolylpolyglutamate biosynthetic process
Cellular component (GO): cytosol; mitochondrion; cytoplasm
Molecular function (GO): ATP binding; tetrahydrofolylpolyglutamate synthase activity
Source: RefSeq, a predicted model, not a curated record
AUGAAACUUACUUAUGAGAACGCACUGAAGCUCUUAGAGACGCGAAAGCGAAAAGGCCGACCGCAAACUCCAGCCGUACCCCCUGCGCGCCAGAAUGCAACUUCUUCUAACGAUACGCACACCGUAAGAGGUACGCCUAGCUUAGUGGGAAUGAAAGAGUGGUUGCAGAUUUUAGGGCACUCGGACGAUGACGUGAAAGCUCUGAAUAUAAUCCAUAUUGCCGGUACCAAAGGGAAAGGCAGUACCUGCGCGUUUACUCGCGGCUUCCUCCACACGCAUAGUUUGAGAACAGGAUUUCCAAAGCGGAUUGGCUUAUAUACCUCCCCUCACUUGCAAUGCAUUCAGGAGAGAAUCCAAAUUGAUGACCAGCCGAUUACAGAGGACAUCUUUACGAGAUACUUCUUUGAGGUCUGGGAGGGACUUGCGUCGUCUAACCUGGAACAAGCUACUGAAAGCAUAAGACAGCCCCGUUACCUUCAGCUACUGGCUUUGCUGGCUUUCCACACAUUCAUUCGGGAGAAUGUCGACGCGGCUAUAUUCGAGACGCACCAUGGCGGAGAAUAUGACGCUACGAAUGUUAUAGAGAAGCCUGUUGUGACGGGCAUCACAUCCCUCGGGAUGGACCACAUCGCGCAGCUAGGCCCUACCAUCGAGAACAUUGCCUGGCACAAAGCAGGAAUUUUCAAAACAGGCGCACCUGCAUUUUCGGUGCCGCAGGAGGCUGGCCCUGCCCAAGUUUUGCGUAGUCGUGCCACUGAGAAAAUGGUUCCCUUGACUGUCCCCGUCCAACGACUUAACUGCUCUUUAGCCCUCGAUCUGUCCAGAAUAUUUUUACAAAUUAAAGCACCUGACCACAAAUUGGAACCUGGAGAUAUUUCUGCAGCUAUUGAGAAUUUCACCUGGAUUGGGAGGUUUGAGAUUGUCGAAGACGGCUUGUCUCAAUGGUUCUUGGAUGGCGCACACAACACAUUGAGUUUGGAACAAGCGGCAAUAUGGUUUUCUAAGAACACCACAUCCUCAGCUGCGAGAAAGCACCGUGUCCUUAUCUUCAGCCACUUAUCAGAACACCGUGAUGGCGCUACGCUGGUGGAAUGCCUUGCCCAUACUCUUUCCCAGUAUGACGUGUUGCCAGAUGAUGUCGUCUUCACUACGUACGAGGAGAGAGAGGAUGGAUCCAUGAGCAUCGGCAGGUAUCUGAGGAUAUAUUUGUAG